AACUCAUCAAAAUUGUUUUGAGUCGGGACAUAGAACAUCCCUAAGCUUUUUAUCACCAUACCCGUGGAAGUCGAACGUUCUCGGUCUUAUCGCAUAAAAGAAAAAUCAUAAAUAUUAUUCAACAUUUUAAGUUUUAACUUAAAACCUUUUCUCUCUCUGCAGCAAAAAGUUCAUUCAUUCUCCGUUCUAGGGUUUUUUCCGCUCUCUCUUCAAGUUUGGUUCAUUUCUGAGUGGCAGGGAACUCUUGUGUUGGCAAUGCCGCUUCCGACGAAACCAACGAGGGAGUCCGACGACUCGUCGAUUCCCUCGAACAACCUGUGGGUCGGAAACCUGGCGCCGGACGUCACCGACUCCGAUCUGAUGGAGCUCUUCGCCAAGUACGGCGCACUCGACAGCGUCACUUCGUAUUCCUCUCGCAGCUACGCCUUCAUCUUCUUCAAGCGCGUCGAAGACGCCAAAGCCGCUAAGAACGCUCUCCAAGGCACCACUCUCCGCGGCAGUUCCCUUAAGAUCGAAUUUGCCAGACCGGCAAAGGCAUGUAAACAGCUUUGGGUUGGUGGUGUUAGCCCAGCUGUUUCAAAGGAAGAAUUGGAAGCUGAAUUUCGUAAAUUUGGUAAAAUUGAGGACUUUAAGUUCUUCAGAGAUCGUAAUACUGCAUGUGUUGAAUUUUUCAAUUUGGAAGAUGCUACUCAGGCCAUGAAGAUCAUGAAUGGGAAACGAAUUGGUGGAGAGCAUAUUCGUGUUGACUUCCUUCGGUCACAAUCAACAAAAAAGGAUCAGCUUGAUUAUGGACAAUUUCAAGGAAAGGGUUUGGGGCCUACUGAUGCUUAUUCUGGACAGAAAAGACCACUGCAUUCACAGCCUCCAAUGGGGAGAAAAGGUGAUGGUCAACCGAGUAAUAUCUUGUGGAUUGGUUAUCCUCCUGCUGUUCAGAUUGACGAGCAAAUGCUUCACAAUGCCAUGAUUUUAUUUGGUGAAAUCGAGAGAAUAAAGAGUUUUCCUUUGAGGAAUUAUUCAAUUGUUGAGUUUAGAAGUAUUGAUGAAGCUCGGCGUGCAAAAGAGGGCCUUCAAGGACGCCUUUUUAAUGAUCCUCGAAUAACAAUUAUGUAUUCGAGCAGUGACAUAGUGCCUGGCAAUGAUUACCCUGGUUUUUUCCCAGGAAAUAAUGGGCCGAGACCUGACAUAUUGCUGAAUGAGCACGCAUUUCGACCUAUACAGAUGGAUGUAUUUAGUCAUAAUCGUCCAGUGGCUCCUAAUAAUUUUCCUGGACAGUUACCACCUAGUGGUAUUAUGGGACCAAAUGUACCAUUGCGACCUUUUGGUCCUCAUGGUGGUGUUGAAUCUGUUAUUUCUGGCCCUGAUUUUAAUGAGAUUAAUGCGCUCCAGAAAUUUCAGGAUGGUAGCUCCAAGAAUAACAUGGGUCCAAACUGGAAAAGGCCAUCUCCUCCCGCACCUGGGAUGCUUUCUUCUCCUGCACCAGGUGUCAGGCUUCCAACAAGAUCAACCUCUGGUGCAUGGGAUGUACUUGACAUAAACCAUAUCCCAAGAGAUUCUAAACGUUCAAGGAUAGAUGGACCUUUGCCUGUUGAUGAUGGCCCAUUUCCUGUAAGGAAUAUGGAUGAUCGUGGGUCAGCUCUAGAACAAACGUAUGGGAUUGAUCCAGCUAUUGAUGGAAGUGGUUCUGGUCCAUAUAGAAACGUUCAAGGAAGGAAUCACCUGGGUUCAGUCAGCUCAAGGAUUACAGCUGGAGGACAUGGUUUCGGCCAACCUGAUAUUGAUCAUAUAUGGCGUGGAAUUAUUGCCAAAGGGGGAACUCCUGUUUGUCAUGCUAGAUGCGUCCCUAUUGGGAAAGGAAUUGGGACUGAGCUUCCUGAUAUUGUUGAUUGCUCAGCUAGGACGGGAUUGGAUAUUCUCACAAAACAUUUUGCUGAUGCUAUUGGUUUUGAUAUUGUUUUCUUUCUGCCUGAUAGUGAAGACGAUUUUGCCUCAUAUACUGAAUUCCUUCGCUAUCUUGGUGCGAAAAAUCGAGCUGGUGUUGCCAAAUUUGUUGAUAACACCACGUUAUUCUUGGUGCCUCCUUCUGAUUUUCUUACUAAGGUUUUGAAAGUUGCUGGACCUGAGCGUUUAUAUGGUGUGGUUCUUAAGUUUCCACCAGUGUCAAGUAGUGCACCGCUGCAACAGCCACCACAUUUGCCUAUACCUCCCCCUCAGUAUAUGCAGCAGAUUCCCCCUUCACAGACUGAAUAUGGUAUGAUUCCUAUGAAAGAGGAACAGGUUUUGCCGAUGGAUUAUAACAGGUCGUUGCAUGAUGAUUCUAAGCAUCCUGCUAAACCAGUCUAUCCACCUGCUGGUGGCCCCCCUUCAGUUCAGUCUGUGCCUCAAGAUUAUGCUCCUAAUACUACUAAUGUUGCUGGGUCUCAGGCUGGAGUUGCAUUAACUCCAGAGCUUAUUGCAACUUUAGCUUCUUUACUCCCUGCACAAUCAUCUGGCACUGAUGGUGCCAAGUCAGCAAUAGUUUCCUCAACCAUGAAGCCUCCAUUUCCUCCAGUUGCACCAAAUGAUGGAAAUCAAUCACAUUUAUGGAAACAGGACAACCAAAUUGCAGAUCAAUCCACUCAUCCUCCUCAACAACUGAGGACUAUGUAUAAUGUUCACAAUGCUCAUUAUCAGCCUUAUCCACCAGCAUCUGCUCCUGCUGGUAAUGCUGCUCAAGUAGUUUCAAGCAGUUCUCAUAUUCAAGAUACUGCUGCCAGCCUGCAGCAGCAAGGUGCUGCUUCAUCAAGACACAUGUCAAAUUUCAUGAUUCCUACUCAAAGUGGCCAGGUAGCAGUAUCUCCCCAUGCCAAUCAUCAUUAUCAAGUUGAAGUCUCCCCCAACAAUCAGAAAGGCUUUGGAGUGGGGCAGGGAACAGAUGCCUCUGUUUUAUACAAUUCUCAGGCUUUCCAGCAACCUAAUAACAAUUCUUUGGCUUUCCAGCAACCUAAUAAUUCUAUUGCCUUUUCUAAUCAAGUUACUAGUGCUAAUCCUGCACAGCAGCAAACAGCCAUGCCAUAUACAGUGGACCAAUUAAACUCAGAGACCCCCAAUCAGCAACUUCCUAAUUUUGGAGUCGGUCAAGGCACAUCAGAAGUGGAGGCUGAUAAGAACCAGAGAUACCAGUCAACAUUACAGUUUGCCGCCAAUCUUCUUCACCAAAUACAGCAGCAGCAGCAGCAAGCCCCAGGAGGACAUGGUUCAGGAAUUCAACAAUGAGAACUUUUUUCUGUAUCGAUCGUGCUUAGGGAGAUGCAUGGCACAAAGGUGAUGGCAACUUGGCGAUUGUUCUACAGCCAUUUCUAUUUAAUCAUUUAGCAUAGGAAUUAGGAACUCUCAUUUAUCGCCAACAUACUCUUUCCUUUUUAACAUCUUUGUUAAAAACUUUGCUAAAAACUACAAAGGUGCGAGGUUGGUUUUUUGUUGAUACUGGUUAGUGUACAUAACAAAUAUCGUCUCAGAUGUUGUUCCAACUGAUGUUGUUCCAACUGGAGGGAGUUUUUUUGGGCUACCUACGUGACGGUGGGAAAAACUGUAACCAAUUGUAGGUCUAAUUUGGAUUUCAAUAUUCGUUUUUUA
This is a messenger RNA of Cajanus cajan (pigeon pea), 3612 nucleotides long. RefSeq names its product flowering time control protein FPA. Gene Ontology annotation, molecular function: RNA binding. The record is from RefSeq and is a predicted model, not a curated record. NCBI's taxonomy places the organism in Eukaryota, Viridiplantae, Streptophyta, Magnoliopsida, Fabales, Fabaceae.